Messenger RNA from Salvia miltiorrhiza (redroot sage), 1936 nucleotides. RefSeq names its product protein DETOXIFICATION 16-like. Bases 230 to 1684 code for a protein of 484 amino acids. Gene Ontology annotation, biological process: xenobiotic detoxification by transmembrane export across the plasma membrane. Gene Ontology annotation, molecular function: xenobiotic transmembrane transporter activity; antiporter activity. Gene Ontology annotation, cellular component: membrane. NCBI's taxonomy places the organism in Eukaryota, Viridiplantae, Streptophyta, Magnoliopsida, Lamiales, Lamiaceae. The transcript has 8 exons. The record is from RefSeq and is a predicted model, not a curated record.
GAGUUGCCAUAUUGAAUAUAGUACAUUAUUUGAGUCAAGAACAUUGUGCCCGAUAAACAUGGUAUGACGACUACUUUUAGUGAAUCAUAUUUGAGGCUCAUUCCAAAUAUUCUCCUACAUUUACGCACCAAAACUAUCUGCAAUCAAGUUUUUGAUAAUCUAUGCAAAUCUUAUAUACAGCCAUUCUCAUCGGAAUCUCAAUUUCGUAAACAAGGAGAGAGAGAGAGAGAUGGACGGACACGAAAACAAUACAUCCUCUCUCAGCACUCCAUUAAAUAGUAGUUCAGAAAAGAUUAAAGAUGAAAAUGGUUCGUUUUUGGAGGAACUCAGAAAGCAAUUAUGGCUGGCGGGGCCUCUGAUUUCGGUGUCUCUGCUGCAGUUUUGUUUGCAGCUGAUUUCAGUUAUGUUUGUGGGCCAUUUGGGAGAGCUCGCUCUUUCUGCUGCUUCCAUGGCCACCUCCUUCGCCUCUGUCACCGGUUUUAGCUUGCUGAUGGGCAUGGCGAGCGCGUUAGACACGCUGUGUGGGCAGUCCUACGGAGCGAAGCAGUACCAUAUGCUCGGAAUACACACUCAGAGGGCCAUGUUGGUUCUGUUGCUGGCGUGCGUGCCCCUCGCUGUCAUCUGGGCCAACACGGGUCCAAUCCUCGAAGCAUUAGGCCAAGAUCCGGACAUCUCUAGAGAGGCCGGAAGCUAUGCUCGUUACAUGAUCCCUUGUGUUUUUGGAUACAGCAUCCUGCAAUGCCAAGUCAGGUUCCUGCAGACGCAGAGCAUCGUGUUCCCAAUGAUGAUAAGCACCGCAAUCACAACUCUGUUGCAUCUCCUUGUGUGCUGGAUUCUGGUGUUCAAGUCUGGACUUGGUAGCAAGGGAGCUGCUGUGGCUAGCUGCGUAUCUUACUGGCUUAACGCGUUGCUUCUCGCUCUUUACAUCAAGUAUUCCUCGUCGUGCUCCAAGACGUGGGCUGGAUUCUCGAGAGAAGCCCUGCACAACAUCUUUGAUUUCCUCAGACUCGGCCUCCCUUCAGCAGUUAUGGUCUGCUUGGAGAAUUGGUCGUUCGAGAUGAUGGUUCUGCUCUCUGGUCUUCUUCCAAAUCCGGCAUUGGAAACAUCUGUUCUUUCCAUCUGCCUUAAUACAUCUUCAACCGUUUGGAUGAUCCCGUUUGGGCUCAGUUCUGCUAUCAGCACACGAAUAGCAAACGAGCUUGGUGGUGGGCGGGCACGAGCAGCACGCUUAGCUCUGCGUGUGGUGCUAGUAAUGGCCGUGGCCGAGAGCACUCUAGUUGCGCUGGUUCUUGUAUUGAUACGCAAUAUGUGGGGAUAUGCUUACAGCAAUGAGGCAGAAAUUGUGAGCUACGUAGCAGCAAUGAUGCCCCUUCUUGCUACAUCUAACUUCAUAGAUGGCCUCCAAUGUGUUCUAUCAGGUGCUGUUAGAGGAUGUGGAUGGCAGAAAACGGGGGCGUGCAUCAACCUCGGAUCGUAUUAUCUUGUGGGCAUCCCUACCUCCAUCUUUUUAGCUUUCGUUCUGCAUGUAGGAGGCAAGGGUCUGUGGAUGGGGAUUAUAUGCGCUCUGGUGGUGCAAGUGAUCUGCCUUUCGAUCAUCAUGCUACGGACUAACUGGGAACAUGAAACAAAGAAGGCCAGAGAAAGAGUGUAUAACUCGACGAUUCCAGUGGAGCUAUUGUGGUGAAGAUGCAGUCAUAGAGUGUUUGAAGACAUGAGCUUACAAGCGGCAAUAUCCUUUUUGGUGGAUGUAUUAAAUCAUGCUACAAAUUGUUUUUUAGUCUAUUUGAAAUUUUGCUAUAUAUGACUCGUGUCGUCCAAGUUAUUUUUUGAAAGCAGCUUUGUUUAUUAGCUUUUGGUCAAAUAUCAUGAUAUGACAAUUGGUCAAAUAUCAACUUCUAAACAAAUAUGUAUAUAUAUGGUUGUCAUUUGGUUCUCA